This is a messenger RNA of Bipolaris oryzae ATCC 44560, 840 nucleotides long. RefSeq lists its product as uncharacterized. Bases 1 to 840 code for a protein of 279 amino acids. Gene Ontology annotation, biological process: vacuolar proton-transporting V-type ATPase complex assembly. Gene Ontology annotation, cellular component: endomembrane system. The transcript has a single exon. Lineage: Eukaryota; Fungi; Ascomycota; Dothideomycetes; Pleosporales; Pleosporaceae. The record is from RefSeq and is a predicted model, not a curated record.
AUGGUGCUUCUGACCAUGACGCCCGGCAUCGUCCGGGCAGUCGCAAAAGCUGGCGAGUUAUCGCCCGACGACUACGCCAGCCUGCAACGCGCCGACGAACCCACGCUCGCACAUGCCACACCAGGCAGCCCCAUCUCACACAGCCAGCUGGUCGACCUUUCCAAACUGCUCAAGAAGCAUCUUCCUCGUUCGAAGUCAGAUGAACCUGUAGCUGGCGAAGAGGCCACAAAGGAUGCCGAAGAACCCAUUCCCAGAACCCUCGCAUCUCUUCUCACCAACACCACACUGUACACGCCGCCCCCGCCCCCGAAGCCAGCAAAGACACCCGAGUACGAGGCUCUCAUGGCCCGACUCCGCGCUGAACAAGAAGCCCUCUCCUACGAACGCAUGCUCCAUCCACCGCCUACCCGCGAAACCUUUUCCCAGCGCUUCCCCCACGCUCCAGAACCCUUCAGCAUCGGGGCUCGACAGACAACGAGCGAAGAAGAAGACUUAUCCUACGAGGAGGUGCAUCGCCAAAUAAUUCUCAUAAUCAACAUAUUAAUCUCGAUUGUCUGCGUUGCCGUCUUCAUAUGGGUUGCUGCACGCCACUGGACCGUUGGUUCAAGGCUGGGACUGAGCAUGGGAGGCUCCCUGGGCAUAGCCGUAGCCGAGGUGGCAGUUUAUAGCGGCUAUGUAAGAAAGGUCAAGGAAGCAAAGAGGUUGGAGAAGAAGAAACCCGAAAUAAAGGAGAUUGUCAAGACAUGGGUGUUGGGAGACGACGGCGAGGGAGCAGAAGCCACUGGCUGGAAGGAGAAAGACGGUGAUGGGGUCAGGUUCAGAAAAGGCAAACAUCGCUAG